This is a messenger RNA of Cannabis sativa, 1707 nucleotides long. RefSeq lists its product as uncharacterized. Bases 1 to 1707 code for a protein of 568 amino acids. Lineage: Eukaryota; Viridiplantae; Streptophyta; Magnoliopsida; Rosales; Cannabaceae. The transcript has a single exon. The record is from RefSeq and is a predicted model, not a curated record.
AUGGGAAAUCAGAAUUUUAAUAGAAACAAUGGGGCAUUCUCAAACUCUUACAAUCAAUCUUGGAAGAAUCAUCCUAAUUUGUCUUGGGGAGGUCAAGGAGCAAGCUCAAGUACCGCACCAGCCCAAGGAAGACAAGCAUAUCCACCGGGUUUUUCACAACAACCGCGACAUCCACAACAUGCUCAAAAUUCCCAACCAAGCUCUUUGGAGAGUCUAAUGCGGGAUUAUAUGGCCAAAAAUGAUGCGGUGAUACAAAGUCAAGCUGCCUCUCUUCGAAACUUAGAGUUGCAACUUGGACAUUUGGCCAAUGAAUUAAAAGCUAGGUCGCAAGGUUCUUUGCCUAGCGACACGGAAAAUCCAAAGAGGGAUGGAAAGGAGCAAUGCAAAUCCAUUCACUUGAGGAGUGGCAAGCAUCUGAAAAAUUCCGAGGAGGAAAUAAAGGGUAGUGGGGAGCCCACUUCAAUCCAAAAUGACGAAAAAUUGAGUAAAAAAACUGCCCAGGAAAUUGCUGAUACCAGACCAGUUGAUACAGCAUCGGGUCAGCAACCUGACAGUCAGCAAUCCGCACCAGUAUGUACUAAACCACCCCUUCCAUUUCCUCAAAGAUUUCGGAAACAGCAGCAAGAUGGGCAAUUCAAGAAGUUUUUAGAUGUGUUGAAGCAGCUCCAUAUCAAUAUUCCCUUGGUGGAAGCAUUAGAGCAAAUGCCGAACUAUGUCAAGUUCUUAAAAGACAUUUUGACGAAGAAAAGGAGGUUGGGGGAGUUUGAAACUGUAGCUCUUACCGAAGGAUGCAGCGCCAUGUUGAAAAGUAAGAUUCCACCGAAGUUGAAGGAUCCGGGUAGUUUUACAAUCCCUUGUUCUAUUGGGGGGCGGGAUGUUGGAAGAGCUUUAUGUGAUUUGGGUGCAAGCAUCAACCUCAUGCCUAUGUCGAUCUUUAAGAAGUUAGGUAUUGGUGAAGCACGUCCUACAACUGUUACAUUGCAACUUGCUGACAGGUCCAUGGCCCAUCCGGAAGGAAAAAUAGAAGAUGUUCUAGUACAGGUUGACAAGUUCAUUUUUCCAGCUGAUUUCAUCAUCCUAGACUAUGAAGCUGAUAGAGAUGUGCCUAUUAUCUUGGGUCGACCAUUCCUUGCUACCGGGAGAACUCUGAUUGAUGUGCAAAAUGGGGAGCUCACAAUGAGGGUGAAUGACCAAAAAGUCACCUUUAAUGUGUUCAAUGCUAUGAGAUUUCCGGAUGAGAUAGAAGAGUGCUCCCGCAUAAGUGUAAUUGACUCGAUAUUGGCUGAAAAAUUUCACAAGGAAGCUUGGAAGGAUGAGAAAUUUAUAAGUUCUUUUGAUGAGCUUGAAGACUUGAGUGAAGAUGAAGACAACCAAGUUGCUUGGGUGGAGCCAUUGCAACCUAUUCCUAACUUCAAGAAGCCCUUUGAAUCUUUGGAGUUGAAGGAAAGUAAUUUUAAGCCUCCAAAACCCUCCAUCCAAGAACCACCGAAGUUGGAGUUGAAACCCUUGCCAAGCCAUCUGAAGUAUGCCUAUUUGGGGGAGAAUGACACGCUACCAGUUAUUAUAGCAUCAAACUUGGUAGUUGAAGAUGAAGGUGCCUUGCUAGAGGUGUUAAAAAAGCAUAAGAAAGCAAUCGGGUGGACUAUGGCAGACAUAAGGGGUAUUAGUCCCACUAGAGAAAGAAGUGCCUUUGCGACGAUCCACUAG